This is a messenger RNA of Uranotaenia lowii, 1230 nucleotides long. RefSeq lists its product as uncharacterized. The transcript has 3 exons. The coding region runs from base 135 to 740 and encodes 201 amino acids. Gene Ontology annotation, molecular function: metal ion binding. NCBI's taxonomy places the organism in Eukaryota, Metazoa, Arthropoda, Insecta, Diptera, Culicidae. The record is from RefSeq and is a predicted model, not a curated record.
GCCAAUAAAUUCGAGACCUUUUCAAUAAUUCAACUGAACCCCUUGCGCGUAAAAUUUAUUUACAAAAUAAUUUAAGGUCCUGUUGUUGUGUCUUUCCAUUCCCAUUUAUAUAACUAAAACUAGAAAACAUCUGAAUGUUUUCUCUGGUGGCCGACUAUGGAGAUAGUGAUGAGGAAAACAAUUCUUCCGAUUCAUCAGCAGCUGCCAGUUCCGCCGGAAGCGAGAAUCCCUCGGAUGAGGAAGGUCAUGAGCAAGCUGUUAAAAAGAGUGAAGCCCCGGCGACACUCCCAAGUGCCACAUCGAUGUUUUCCAACGACAAAAGAAUCAUGCCGGGAGGUGUGUUCAGUAAUCCGUUCAAGGAAGCUGAGGAUGCAAAAAUGGCCAGCUUGGAAAAGCAUGUUAAAAUGAUCGAUCCAGAGCACGAAAUCAACGAACAGAAGCGCAAAAUUUGCUGGAGCUACCGGAAGGGUCGCUGCAGGUUCGGGAGUCAAUGCAACUUUGCGCACGAUUCAGAUCUGAUCCUGCGAAAGGAUAUGUUCGGCAGUACUUCAGCAGAGGAUCAGGAAACCGGCGAAGGUGAACAGGUCUGUGACCAGAAAGUCGGUCAAAAUCUGCUCAAAAAGAAACCGAUUACUUUAAAUAAUAAAAAGAAAAGGCCAGGUUUGAGCAGGGAAUUGGUUCCUCCCAAGAAGGUUCUCAAAAUGUACCACCGAGAGAAGAUUAGCAGCGGAAAACCAUAACGAAGUAGCGUUGUGAGAGCUAAUGUAUAAGUAUUAACAAUAUAAAAUUAAUAUGGGUAAGAUUGUUGUUCUUAUAAUAGAAUAUUGUAGGGGGAUAUCUUGAAUUCAUUUCCUUUUCAAAUAUUAAUUAGGCCUCAGUAAACUAACUCCGAAAAAAAUCGAUAUUUGUAAGUGAAUAAGUUUUUGUAGAAGUGUGAUUUAAUUUUUUUCUAGACUAACAAAUUUCUUAAAUGACUAGUUGGUCAACGAUUAUAAGGCGUUUUUAGGUACAAACUGCCUCCAAAUCCCUGGAAAAAUAAAAAAGCAGAGGCCGUUAAUAACUAUUUUGAAUAUCUAAGCACUGUAAUUGGGUAGUUUGCAAUCAUUUCAAGAGAAUUGAUCACAUUUAUAAUUCUAUCAGUAAUUAUUUUCAUUUCUGUCUAAAAAAAAUAGAUUGUUUUAAGUUGAAACCGCGCAUGUUCAAACGCGAAAUAAAUUAUCAUUAAAACUA